Messenger RNA from Lates calcarifer (barramundi perch), 2893 nucleotides. RefSeq names its product GC-rich sequence DNA-binding factor 2 (gene gcfc2). Bases 88 to 2706 code for a protein of 872 amino acids. Gene Ontology annotation, biological process: mRNA splicing, via spliceosome. NCBI's taxonomy places the organism in Eukaryota, Metazoa, Chordata, Actinopteri, Centropomidae. Gene Ontology annotation, cellular component: nucleus. The record is from RefSeq and is a predicted model, not a curated record. The transcript is spliced from 18 exons. Gene Ontology annotation, molecular function: DNA binding.
UUCUUCAAGCAAUUUCCGACGUGACGUAUCACGCCUCUCUCCUCAAGUUUACAACUCAGCGCCUUCUUCCACGGUGAAUGGAGCGAAAUGUUCAACAAAAAGCCCCGGAGAAACUUUAGGCAGAGAAAAGAGAGUUCCAGUGACGAAGAGGACCAGCACAAGUGCAGCGGAGAUGGAGGGGAGACUGAGAAAGCGCCGGCUGUGGUAAAUAAACAAUCCAAAGUGAACCAGGGCCGCGGCAUCUCUUGCACCUCGAAGCAGGAUUUGACGCCUUCGAAGCCGGACAGCAGCGACGGAGAGGACCAGGAGACGCUGGACGUGACAGCAGAAAAAGAAGAGAGGAGAAAGGACAAAGAUGGCGGGAAAAAGAAAACAUCUACCGUCCUUAGUUUCUCUGACGAUAAAGAAGCUGAAGAACCAGAAUUUAAACUGAAGAAGUCAUCUGAUAAAGCUGUGCUGUUCCAAGUCAGGAAGAAGGAAGCUUCACCUACCAAGACCAUCCCCAGCAGAGCCCCAGCAAGUGUAUGUGUCCCACCAUCUGGUUCUCCCAGGAAUGAUGAUGAUUAUGGCAGCCAGGCUUCACCACAUGGUCUGUGCAGUAAUGACGACAAUGAUGAUGAUGAAGAGGAUGACAGUGACAAUGAUGACAAUGAUAGUAAUGAAGAUGAUGCCAGGUCUCCUACAGCCAGCUCAGCCUCAGAUUCUAGCCACUCUACCACUAAACCAGUAGUUAUCCCAAACGCUGAAGAGAUCGAGGCAGCCAGGAGGCAGCGUCGUGCCACUCGAGCCCAGAAAGAGUACAUCCCUCUGAGCAGAGAUGGCCGCAGCUCCGCCGGUAGCACACCGGAUCACUACAGCAGGGAGGAUGAAGAAGACAGGGUUGAUGAUGACGAUGAUGAGCCAGAUGAUCAUGAGAGAAGAAUCGAGUUCGCCCCACGAUUGAAGAGCAUCAGAGAGAGGAUUGCAGAGAAGCUUGGAGAAAGUGAUGGUAGUCUGUCUGGGACUGAUGGGGAAGAGCAGGAACUUUGGGAGGAGACACAAAUUGGGAAGGGAGUCAAGAGAUGGCCAGGAGAACAGAGUCCAUCUGGCAGUGAAUCCAGCAGCUCCAGCAGCAGCAGGCGAGACAGACAAAGACAAAAGAAGAGAUCAGCAGGGGCCAGAAUCCCAAAGACUCUUCCCCCUGUCAGUGUUUCAAUGGUCAAGAGGAGGAUCACUGGAAAACUGGACUCUCUGAAGGAGGUGCACAGAGCGCGGGAGGCAGAGCUGAGGAGGAUGGAGGGGGAUGUUGAGAGUGCGAAAACCUCAGUGGAGACUCUGGAGGAAAGUUCCUCAGAGAGCCAGCUGAAGUUUUACCGGGCCAUGACCCUCUAUGUUCACAACUUGGUGGAGUGUAUGCGGGAGAAGGUUGUUGAGAUCAACUCUUUGGAACUGGAGCUUCACACUCUGCUGUCUGACCACAUGGAGGCGCUGUUGGCUCAGAGAAGACAGAUGGUCAAGGAGCAGGCUGACCGCCUGCAGCAGCUCAGCUAUAGCACAGAUGAGCAGGGUGGAGGCUCAGCCAACGGAACAGAAACUCAAGGUGUGGUGGGCACUGCUUCUAAAACUGAGGAAGACUUUGAUAUUCCUGAGGACACACAACCUUCAGCAGAAGAGGAGCAGCAGCUACAGAAGAAGAUGGCUGAUAUCCUGCUGAGGUCCCAGGCUGUGUUUUCUGAUGUCCAGGACGACUUCUGCGACGUUAAAAAGAUUCUGUCUCGCUUUGAAGAAUGGAGAGGAUCUUACUCUGACUCAUACCACAAUGCUUACAUCUCUCUGUGUCUGCCCAAGCUGUUGAACCCCAUCAUUAGACAUCAGCUACUGGCGUGGAACCCACUAAAGGAUGCCAGUGGGGACUUUGAAAACCUCCCAUGGUUCACAGCAGUGGAGACUUUCUGUCAUGGACACGGCCAUGAGGAGCUUGAGCACACAGACAGACAGACACUGUCUAAUAUCAUAGAAAAGACUGUCCUACCAAAAAUAACUGCCUUUGUGGAGCUGGUGUGGGAUCCCAUGUCCCGCCAACAGACAGCCUGUCUCUCUGAUGUUUGCCACAGACUGAGGGAGGACUAUUCUAUCUUUGAAGGAGAGCAGAGUAAACCAGUCAAGACAUUCAUAGAAGCAGUGGGCCGGAGACUGAGGGGCUGUGUAGAUGAAGAUAUCUUCAUCCCUCUGUACCCCAAGAAGUUCCUAGAGGACAGGUCGUCUCCUCAGAGUCAAUUCAGGGAACAGCAAUUCUGGACGGCCAUAAAACUACUAGGUAACAUGGAGAAAUGGGAUUUGUUGCUUCCUGAGUCUGUAUUGAAGGAGCUGAUGUUGGACAAACUGCUGAACCGAUACCUGAUGAUCACUCUGUCCAGUCAGACUCAAUCCAACAAUACUGUCCUUAUAUGCAAAAAGAUAGCAGAUAGUCUCCCGCUCUCUUGGUUCAAAGGGGAGAAUAACUGUUUGCCUCAGCUCCAGAAUUUUGAAAACUACCUCGUUCAGAAAGUUCACACCAUCUGCAAACAACAGUCUCCUAAAGAUCCAGACACUAGGUCUGCUGUGGUUGAAGUGCUGCAGGUUCUGAGCAGGAUCAGAUGCAAUGACUCUAUCAUGGCCAUAGCACAGAAAUACCAUUACGAAGAUGCCAUCUACUCUCACCAGCUGCUGAACCAAGAGACAGUAUGAAAAACAAGUGUGAAAUGUGAUGGAGCAAAUCCUACUGUAUACAAAUUGUGCAAAUUUCUACAACCAAGAGAAUUAUAUGGAUAAAGUAAUUAUCCUUCCCACAGUUUUUAGCCAUGAACAUUUUUCUGUCUGUUUUGUACAGGAGAGAACUGUGUUUUUAUGAAUAAAUAUUUGAAUUUUGUUAAUA